GUGCUGCAACUUUUGAUGAACCUCCAGGCCGGAAACGAGAAGGAAAACGGCUGGUAUCCUUUUGUGAAGGAGGAACUUUUGAAGGAAGUGCUGAACAUACGCGCGGACGGGUGCCGUGACGCUGAACAGCGAGAGGCUGAUGUGAUGAAAAAUGUUGAUAUCACGACGCCCGCUAGUGGUACUUCUAGACGAGGCGCUGCUGGUGGUCGAAGCAACGGAAUUUUCUUAUCCACGGAAAGAACCGAAAUCACCCAGAAACACAACGUCCCCACCCGCUUGCAUCAGCUCGUGAACAGACGAGAGAACAAGAAGUCGCACCUGAACGCGACCGGCGUCACCGUCCUGGCGCCGGAGCCUUCGCGCGAUUCCGCCACGGUAGUUCGGGAAAGCGGGUUUCGUGUCGCGAGGCUGUUUCUGAACGACUGCGGGUUUACGGAGGAUUUGUUCUUCAACGCGGGCCUUUUUCUCGACCCGGCCACCGAGCCCACCGCCGCGCUCGGGUCAUCUACCUGGUCCGGCCGGGGGCAGGCGUGGGAAAAAAUCUGGAACGGGGAUCCGAUCGUGCGCCGAUUGCGGCGGGAGCUGUGCCGACCGGGACACGCGCGAAACUCGCUUACUUGCUAC
This is a messenger RNA of Amoebophrya sp. A120, 624 nucleotides long. The record is from the annotation of a GenBank genome assembly. NCBI's taxonomy places the organism in Eukaryota, Dinophyceae, Syndiniales, Amoebophryaceae.